Molecule: messenger RNA, 2296 nt
Organism: Toxotes jaculatrix (banded archerfish)
Lineage: Eukaryota; Metazoa; Chordata; Actinopteri; Toxotidae
Product: interleukin-1 receptor accessory protein-like 1
Exons: 11
Coding region: 55-2157 (700 amino acids)
Biological process (GO): negative regulation of exocytosis; signal transduction
Source: RefSeq, a predicted model, not a curated record
CUGACAGAAGAGUGUACGCUAUCAUUGGGAAACUGCUUGUGGGACGGGUAAAAAAUGAAAGCUCCCAUUCCUCUUCUGAUCCUGCUUCAUGCUGUUGUGGUCCAUUGCCUGAAAGUGGUGUCGAAGAGAGGCUCGGUGGAAGGCUGCACAGAUUGGUCGGUGGACUACCUGAAAUACAAAGUGCUUCUGGGGGAACCUGUACGGAUUAAGUGCGCUUUAUUCUAUGGAUAUAUCCGGGCCAACUACACCCAUGCGCAGAGCGCAGGACUCAGCCUUAUGUGGUACAAAAGUGCAGGACACGGGGACUUUGAGGAACCCAUCAGUUUUGACGGCGCAAGGAUGAGCAAAGAGGAGGAUGCCAUAUGGUUUCGACCAGCGGAGUUGGACGAUGUGGGGUACUAUUCCUGUGUAUUAAGGAACUCAACGUACUGCAUGAAGGUGUCCAUGUCUCUCACUGUGGCGGAGAAUGACACAGACCUCUGCUACAACUCCAAAAUGAGGUUCUUUGAGAAGGCAGAACUAAGCAAAAGCAAAGACAUCACCUGCCCAGGCAUUGAGGAUUAUAUACAGCCGGGAGUGGAGCCUGAGAUUGUGUGGUACAAGGAGUGCAAGCCAAAGCAGUGGAGACAAACCAUAGAAAGGAGGAGGGACACUCUGUCCAUCAAGGAAGUACGGGAAGACGACAUUGGGAAUUACACCUGCGAACUGCAGUUUGGGAACUUCGUGGUGCGGAGGACUACUGAGCUGUCCGUCACAGCCCCGCUAACAGACAAGCCGCCAAAAAUCCUUUCCCCUUCAGAGAGCCAAAUGAGCAUCAUAGAGAUGGCAAUAGGAAGUCCCGUCAACCUGACGUGCAGAGCGUUCUUUGGAUACAGCGGAGAUGUCAGUCCACUUAUCUACUGGAUGAAGGGGGAGAAGUUCAUCGAGGAUCUGGAUGAGGAGCGGGUUCAGGAGAGCGACAUCAAGACAAUCCGGGAGCACCUAGGGGAGCAGGAGGUUUCCAUCUCCCUGACCAUCGACUCUCUGGAGGAGAGCGAUCUCGGCAACUACUCCUGCUAUGUGGAGAACGGCAACGGACGGAGACAAGCCAACAUCCAACUCACCAAGAAAGCAGAGCUGAUGUACACGGUGGAGCUGGCCGGAGGUCUGGGAGCCAUCCUGAUGCUGCUGAUCUGUCUGGUGACGCUGUACAAGUGCUACAGGAUCGAGCUCAUGCUCUUCUACAGGAACCACUUUGGCAGUGAGGAUAUAGAUGGAGAUAACAAGGACUAUGAUGCUUACCUGUCCUACACCAAAGUGGACCCAGACCAGUGGAGCCAGGAGACCCGAGAGGAGGAGCGCUUUGCCCUGGAGAUCCUCCCUGACGUGUUGGAGAAGCAUUAUGGGUAUAAACUCUUCAUUCCAGACAGGGACUUGAUCCCCACAGGAACCUACAUCGAGGAUGUAGCUCGCUGUGUGGACCAGAGCAAGCGCCUCAUCAUUGUCAUGACGCCCAGCUAUGUGGUGCGGAGGGGGUGGAGCAUCUUUGAGCUGGAGACGCGGCUGCGCAACAUGUUGGUGACCGGCGAGAUUAAGGUUAUCCUGAUCGAGUGCGCCGAGCUGCGCGGCAUCAUGAACUACCAGGAGGUGGAGGCCCUCAAACACACCAUCAAGAUGCUGACGGUCAUCAAGUGGCGCGGGCCGUCCAGCAACAAGCUCAACUCCAAGUUCUGGAAGCAGCUGCUCUACGAGAUGCCCUUCAAGCGCAUGGAGCCCCUGAGCAUCUCCCACGAGCAGGUGCUGGAUGUCAGCGAGCAGGGCCCCUUCGGCGAGCUCCAGACCGUCUCAGCCAUCUCCAUGGCAGCAGCCACCUCCACCGCCAUGGCGACGGCACACCCGGACUUGCGCUCGACCUUCCACAACUCAUGCCACACUCAGAUGAGGCAGAAACACUAUUACCGUAGCUACGACUACGACCUGCCGCCCGGCGGCACACUCCCACCGCUCUCCUCUCUAGGAAACCAGCACACCUACUGCAACAUCCCCAUGACGCUCAUCAACGGACAACGGCCGCAGUCCAAGUCGCCGCGCCAGCAGAGUCUGGAGGAGGCUCACGGCAACAACGCUAUGCUGCCUCUACUGCCCAGAGAGACCAGUAUAUCCAGCGUCAUCUGGUGACAGAGACGGUGCUGGGCGGGGUAGACCGGGGAUCUACAUGAUGUCCGUCACGAGAGGGACUCACCACUGGCACUUGGACUCUGAACGCACCGGAGCCAGAUGAACCUGAAUGGCACUAAGCUACUUGCUGCUGUUGAAU